Molecule: messenger RNA, 330 nt
Organism: Knipowitschia caucasica
Lineage: Eukaryota; Metazoa; Chordata; Actinopteri; Gobiiformes; Gobiidae
Source: the annotation of a GenBank genome assembly
AUGACCAUAGACUCUGUGGAGGGGGUGAGGCCGGCACAGCGGAGGUACCUCACCCGCCCCCACCUCAGACUCUGUGGAGGGGGUGAGGCCGGCACAGCGGAGGUACCUCACCCGCCCCCACCUCAGACUCUGUGGAGGGGCGGAGGUACCUCACCCGCCCCCACCUCAGACUCUGUGGAGGGGGUGAGGCCGGCACAGCGGAGGUACCUCACCCGCCUCCCCCUCAGACUCUGUGGAGGGGGUGAGGCCGGCACAGCGGAGGUACCUCACCCGCCCCCACCUCAGACUCUGUGGGGGGCAUCGUCACAUAAACAAACUCUGCUGCGAUAA